Messenger RNA from Triticum dicoccoides, 2463 nucleotides. RefSeq lists its product as uncharacterized. The transcript is spliced from 3 exons. Bases 1 to 2463 code for a protein of 820 amino acids. The record is from RefSeq and is a predicted model, not a curated record. Lineage: Eukaryota; Viridiplantae; Streptophyta; Magnoliopsida; Poales; Poaceae. Gene Ontology annotation, cellular component: membrane.
AUGGAUUCAAUUUCAGACACAAAAUUGUACGAGCUGAAAGAGCAGCUUCUGCUGCUGACCACUCUGGUGGCGACGGUGACGUACGUCACCGGGCUCAACCUGCCCGGGGGAGCCUGGCAGACGCAGCAGGCGGAUGGGCAUGCCCCCCUCGCCGGCGACCCGAUCCUCCGGGACAUCCACUACCGUCGGUACCUCGCCUUUUACUACUGCAACGGCACGGCGCUUGCCUCGUCGGUCGUGGUCUGCCUCAUCCUCGUCAUGCUGUGCAGGGACAGCCCGGCCUGGUCGGUGGUGUUGCGGGUGGUCAUGGUGCUCGGCCUUCUUGGGCUCGUGGGUUCCUACGCAGCCGGGACCUGCCAUGACACCUUCGCCACCAUCUGGGUCGUGGCGCUCGCUUUCCCUGUGUUGGCCUACAUCACGUACGCUUUCGUCUGCUACCUCUGCUUGCCCCUCCGCCGCGAAGCUCCCACCCCUAGAUACCCAAACGGGUACCAAGAGAAGGAGAAGAUCGAGGUGCUCAUGCUGCUGGCGACCUUUGCCGUCACCAUCUCCUACGCCGCCGGGCUGAAUCCACCUGGCGGCUUCUGGAGCAGCACCCUGCAGCAGAAGGAGGACGCCCGCCUUCUUCACCUCGCCGGCGAUACGAUCAUGGAAGAUAGCUCGCUCCGGAGGUACCGGGCCUUCUUCGUCUGCAACACGACGUCGUUCGUCGCGUCCUUGCUCAUCAUCCUGCUGCUCCUGGACAAGAAGUUGAGCAGGACCAUCUCGGCGCGGUUCGUGGCGGUCUACGGCUUCAUCGCCGUGGCGCUCCUGGGCCUCAUGGGGGCCUAUGCUGCUGGGAGCUGCAGGGAGACUGACAAUACCAUCAAGGUCCUCUCCCUGGCCGCUGCCGUUCCUGCCUGCGUAGUCCUGCAGCUGGCUCUCAACUAUGUCUUCUACUGGCCAAUCAAGAACAUGUGUGAUAAUUUCUCCGGAUGGUUGGGGAACUUGAUUCCCGGAGGUGCCAGCGCUCUCGCAGAUCCAGACUUGAAAAAUACUCGAUUUUUCGUUAUGGUACUUGCUAGCUUCGCGGUGAGCAUCACCUACCAAGCAGGACUGGAUCCACCAGGCGGCCUCUGGCAAGAUGACCUAGAUGGGCAUAAGAUUGGCCACCCGGUGCUCCGGACGACACAUCCUGCUCGGUACCAGGUGUUCUUCUACAGCAACUCGGCAGCUUUCGUGACAUCUCUGGUGGUCGUCAUGAUGGUCCAGAGCAAGUUUCUGUUGAAACGCCGCACAUUGGUGGCAGCCAUGGUGCUAGACCUGAUUGGCCUCGUCAUUGCCUAUGCCGCCGGGAGCACCAGGGAUACAAGCACGUCCAUCUAUGUCGUCGCGGUGGCUUGCCUUGUCCUCUCCUACGUCGUCGCCCAUAUUGCUUUAGGAGGCGAGAAGGAGAACAUCGUUGCUGAACCAGCUCCUGCUCCUGCUUCUGCUACUUCUGUUGCUACUUUUUCUACUCCUCCUGCUAGUCCUGUCUCUACCACUUCUUCAGUAGUAGUACUAGGAGGAGGAGGGCGACGAAGCAAGGAGCAGCUCGACGACAAGCGUCAGGUGUUGUUGCUAAUCGCCAUCUUGGCGGCGGCACUGACCUACCAAGCCGGGCUGACCCCACCGGGUGGCUUCUGGCAAGAGGACAACGACAAGCUUGGCCAUCGCGCGGGCUACCCGAUCCUCCUCAAUAACUACCCCCGCCGCUACAAGGCCUUCUUCUACUGCAACGCGGCGAGCUUCAUGGCAUCGGUGGCUCUCAUCCUCCUCCUCGUGAACCGCAAGCUGUACAGGCCAGGGAUACGGUGCUACGCGCUACAUAUGUGCAUGGCAGUGGGCAUGUUUGCGCUCAUGGGUGCCUACGCUGCCGGGAGCUCACGCCAUUUCAAGACCUCCAUCUAUGUGUUGACACUGGUGAUCUUGGUGUCGGCCUCCAUACCCCUGCAGAUAGCUAUCUUCUGGUACAUUCGCAUCUACAUGAAAAACAACGACAACCAUCAUGAUUCAUCUAGAACAAGGCGACAACGAGCACGCGGUCUUGAAGCCCCUAAUCAGGAGAAAAACGAGGAGUUCGAGUACCUCAUGCUGUUAGGGGUCCUGGCCGCUAGUGUGACAUACCAGACCGGGCUGAGACCACCGGGCGGCAUGUGGCAGGAGGACAACGCCGCCUACUCCGCCGGCAACCCGAUCCUACACGACAUCAACAAGCGUCGCAACUCUACUUCAUUCAUGGCGUCCGUCAUCGCAAUCGUCAUGCUGCUGCCAUUCACGCUGACGGAGCUCGAGUGGCUACAACGUUUCCUGCCGCCCCAGCAGACGAGCAACGGCAAGUGGCCGCUCUGGCCGGUCCACACGGCCAUUUUGCUGGACAUGCUCGGCCUCCUGGUGGCCUACGCGGCAGGAAGUACCAGGAAGUGGAAGUCGUCCCCGUGCUAG